Messenger RNA from Gordionus sp. m RMFG-2023, 993 nucleotides. RefSeq lists its product as uncharacterized. The coding region runs from base 1 to 993 and encodes 330 amino acids. Gene Ontology annotation, molecular function: protein dimerization activity. NCBI's taxonomy places the organism in Eukaryota, Metazoa, Nematomorpha, Gordioida, Chordodea, Parachordodidae. The record is from RefSeq and is a predicted model, not a curated record. The transcript has 6 exons.
AUGUUAGAGGAGAGUGCUUCUGAUGAAAUUAUGCUUGUUGAAGAGAAAAUUUCCUCACAAAAGAGAGCAAUCAUAUGGGAUCAAUAUCAAAUCCUUAAAGAUAGGGAAAAGGCUGCUUGCAAUCAUUGCAAGAAAAAAGAACAAUUGGUAAAGGAAAUAAUAUCUAAAAAUAAAAGUCAGAUUAAUUUUUCAUCUGACAUUUGGACUAGCCCAACACAGUUUCCUACAUCCAACCAAUUGGAUUGUGAAAUAAGGUGGAAUAGCACCUAUCAAAUGAUUGAAAGGGGCUUGUUGUUAAAGCCUGCUAUAACAAAAUUAGUUAAUGAAGUAAUAACUAACAUUAAAAUUCUUCAAGAAAAACAAAUAUCAGAGGAAGAAUGGGAGGAUCUUAUAAAAAUUAAAGCUAUACUAUUGCCUUUAUAUGAAACUAAAAAUAUGGUAUGUGGGGAGAAUUAUCCUACUUAUAAUUUGUUUCAAAUAGCAUGUGAUAAAUUGUUGGGCUAUUAUAAUUUAAUUGCCGAUGAUGCAAUAAUAACCACAAUAUUAGAUCCCAAUCUUAAAGUAGAAUAUUUUAAAUCAAUAUCUGUUGAAUAUGAUAUUGAUAUAUCCAAGUUAAUGGACAAAUUUAAAGAGAUUUACAAUAGAUAUACAGCUCAUAAUUAUAACUGUCAAACAAAUAAGGAUAAAAUUCAACAAAACAGACUAGACAUUGUUUUUAAACAAAAUAAUAUUCAACUGUGUGAAAUAGAUUUUUAUCUGAGUGAACCAAGAGCAAAGAGUGAUACUGACCCGUUAAUGUGGUGGAAGGCAAAUGCAUAUGGGAUCCCCAUACUCUCGAAAAUGGCAAGGGAUUAUCUAUCUAUACAAGGAACAUCAACUGCUUGUGAAAGGCUUUUCUCAGUUGGAACUAAUUUAUUGUCAAAAAACCGCAUGUCACAUAAGGAAGAAAAUAUAAGAAAAACUCUUUGCCUUAAAAAUUGGCUUAAAUUAUAA